This is a messenger RNA of Osmia bicornis bicornis, 5551 nucleotides long. RefSeq lists its product as uncharacterized. Lineage: Eukaryota; Metazoa; Arthropoda; Insecta; Hymenoptera; Megachilidae. The record is from RefSeq and is a predicted model, not a curated record. The transcript has 3 exons. The coding region runs from base 1180 to 3039 and encodes 619 amino acids.
UCGUGCGAGCGCCAUGCUGGAUCGACAAUGAUCGUAUUUUUCGUUUCUAUUAAAAACGAUCGUGUGCGUGUUCCCUUGUCGCGUUAAUUGAACAUCCUCCUGGCUCGAGACAAUUUCUCGAUAAUAAUUUGCAACGGGGGGUUGGGGGGGGAUGAAUGUUGAAUCGAUACGCGGGAUCUUCGUUUGUGACAGUUGACAAGAACGCGAAACAAUAUUGUUUAUCGAGUUACUGUGCUAACGAUAAGUGAAAAAUCAUGAAGAAUAUAAAUAAAUUGUGCGCUGGAAAAAACUAACCGUUCCUGGUGAAAUUCUCAUGCAACAGGAUUACUCGUAGCGGUGAUCUUCCUUUCGGAAACGUUGAAAUUGACAGACAGCUGCACUGAAAGAUUGCAAGACUGAAGACGUCUGAAACUACUCAAGGAUACUUCAGUGGUAGCUCGUUAACAGCUCGUCGAAGGUGAAAGCCGGGUCGAUAACGUUAUCAGGCCGCAAUAAUUGCAAGCCCUAUCUAAACGGGCGACGACGGUGACGACACGAGGAGAAAUGUUAGUGACCGCGUGUCAACAGGUGAUACGAUCCAACGUUGGAUCAGCUAGUUGAAAUCGUUGAAUGAGAGUGAAGAGGAAGAAGAAGAAGAAGAAGAAGAAGAGCAAGGACGUGUGCACGGUACGGUGGAUCGAUCCGGUAUAAGAGCGUGUACUGCUGAAACGUUUGGUCGCGCGAUAAGGUCACGUUCGCGUGUGCCGGCAGACAACAAUUGGUGAUAAGAGAAUCGAAAGAGAAACAGAAACAGAGAAAAGGGGGCCUCGUCUGGCGCCUUGUUCCUCGCUAAAGUGACGCGUCGCCUUGGCCAAUAAAACGACGACAGACGUUGGUAGAAGGAACGAAUCCGGGACAGCUGCUCCUCGAACACGCUAGCGGUGCUAGUCGCGUGUCUCGUUCGUUGGCCUCCUCUUUGCUUUCGUUCCGUUUCGAACCACCGAGUCUUCUACGUGUACAUAUAGCCGAGUCGCGUCGGGAAAAGAAGGAAGUGAUCUACGCUCGUGAGCCCGGAGAUUGAUAAGAAAGAGUGCUCGUUUCGUUGUGCACCGGUGAGAAAAGAAAAGGGAGAGUACGGUAGGAUCGAGGACGAUGACUCGAGCGAACUGAAAAGACGAACAGAGAGGAGGAUUCGUCAGGAUGAUGAUGGCACCGCAGGUGGUGGGUGUCCUGUUGAAGAAACCAGGACAACAGAGCCACCCACGUUUCCCACCGUUGGAUCCACAGGAGACGAAAAUAAGAGGCGAGCUGUACGUGGAGGACCUAGGCGAGAGAAGGAUCGUUUCCAUCAGAAUGGGUUGGCUUUGGGUCGAGGGUACUCCAAUGAGGCUACCAUUAAGGGCGUUGAACCUACGUCAAGCAGCACCCAGUUUGUGUCAACCUCACGCCCUGGCCCUUGGUUUUAUGUUGAGCAACUCGCAGAAUCGCAUCCUCGCAACAUUUUGGGCUGACACGGAGCCAAUCUACUGGUCGUGGGUAAGGGCAAUCGCGGCAGAAUUGGUCAGACAAACGCCUUUUCGAGCGCAGCGCUGUCUAAACUUCUUAGAGAUCCUGACCAUUUGUCCAAGAGGACCCGUUCCUCUUCCCGAUAGCCCAACCGAGUCCAGAAGACGUUCUAGAAGCGAAUUACGUUGUUGGCCAAGCGAUUCACCGCUAGAGAAGGACAGCAGGACCGCUACCAUACUCGAGGACUCGAGGCGAAGAGCAAGGAGCGAGUUGAGAGGAUGGUCCAGUAGUAAUUCCAGCGACGAGGACCUUCUCGGUGAUUUUCGUAGCAUACCAACGAUAAUAACGAAGGAUCCGCCUAUAACCAGGACCUGGGGAUGCAGCGAAAGUAGCGAAGGCAGUGACGAUAGUCUUCCUUGGGGAGGCGUAUGUCGUUCCAGCGUCGACUCGGUGGACUCUGCAGUGUCCAUCCCGGAACCAGAGACCAGAGAGCAAAGGAUCCAAAGGUACAAGGAAGCGAGAAGACGAGAAAACGAGGCGAGAAGCAGAAGAGUCCUGGAAGAGGACGCGAGAAGGCGGAAAGCUAGAGCCGAGGAGAACAAUAACGAUAUCUUGAAGACCUACGGUUCUGGUAGAUCCAGAAAUAGAAUUUAUGCCGGCAAUGACAACGACGAUUAUUGUCUAUCGUUGCUGAAGAAGGAGAACAACGCUUACGAUACAUCUAGACUGAAGAACGAGAAGAACGUGAACGACAGGCUGCCACCUGUGAAACCAAACGAGACCUCUUCGGUGAGAUUCGAGGAUGAUCAGAGGAACGAAGAUGACGAGAAGAACAACAACAGUCCGAAACAUGGUAACGCAAGUCCUGGGAUACUUCGAACGGAUAUCACCGAGAGAAGAAGCAGAGCCAGGGAGAGGAGAAGCGUCAGAGAAAAGGGACAACUGUUGCAGACACAACAGCUGACGAACACGAGCGUGGAAACCCUUCAGGAACGCAAGGAACGCUUGGCCCAAUUGUCGUCCAGGAUACCAGUGGCUCGUCAACUGUGUCUGAACUCUGUCAAACUAUCUGAAAACUUUAAUUCCACUCCUCUACCCAGGUCGUCCACUUCUCUGUCGGUCCUGACCGAACCACCCUGCGAAGAAGACGUGGCCAGACUGUUAGAACGAUGCCAAAGGGUGGAUCACUACGUGCCGGUUCGAGAGAAGCUGACGUUGUUCGAAUCUCUGUCGAGACUAGGUGGCCGACUGGCCAGAAGCACCGAAGAUCUGGGUCGAACAUCCUCGAAACCGAGUCCCAGAGGAAAACAACGCGCCAGAUCUCUUCACGAUCUGAAUCGAGGUGCCAGAGCCGUCCCCGUCAGAGAGAUGUGUCGUUUCUUCGAGGGCGAUGUGGAGCAAGAUCCAACUCAAAAGUCUGUCUCUCUUAGCAAAACGAGGUUCAGUGACCCUGUGACACCCACGAGAAAUACGUGGAAGGACAGUUCGAAUGUGAAGGGUAACGAGGCACCUUGCGUUAGGUCGUCUACUAGAAAGAAACACUACUUGAAGUAGCUUAGAACCUUUAGAGAAUAUCUUUGUUCAGUCGUACCCUGGUGGUUUGUUCUUUCUUCAAGGGUGUUUCUUGAUAAAUUGCUAGCUUUCGAAAGCUGGUCUUUUCGAAGAAUAUGAUCAGGUUGGAAUGCACCAGGGUGUUGUGAAAUUUUGGAAAUUCGAACGCCAUGUUCUUUCAGAUUCUAAACGGUUCGGCCUCGCACUUGAAGAGUAGCUAAACAGGAUCAAUAUUUAUCAACGGUUUAGCCUCGAAUACGCUCUGUUGACCGCGACGAAUCGUCAUACUCGUGUCGGGAGAAAGUCGCUGCCCGGAGCAGCCUUUUUGUUCUUCAGGAUCCGAACUGUGCUCGAUUCUCGCCGCGACUAAACUUCCGUUCGACUAUCGAUACCAACAGCCAUUAUGACGCGUUUACAAGAAAAAUCAAGCCGAAAAUUCAAUUUGAUUUCGUGAAUUUUCUACUUUUCAUUGUUUAUUUAUUUCGUUUGUUAGGUGGGACGAAGAGCAUAUCAAAUGACAAUUGAUCCUCCAGCCACGGAUGAUCAACAUUUAUAAUUAUUAAUUUUGUACAUAAAGAGAAUGUGUUCGUUUUCAUCUGUUCGCGAGUACCUGAGAAAAGUUUGCGUUUUAUUGAUCGCGAGAGAGUUGUAAAUAAUUUCGAAUAUCCGUCUAUACGAGGAACGCGCAAACUAAUGUCCACUUCCGUUCGCUUCCAAUCGGGACGAUCAUUUCCGUUCGUGUUUCUCCCCUGCUCUCUCGUUCCUCUUUUUCUCGGUGGGUUCAAUUGGGUCGUGCGAACGGUUCUUCAACCAUAAAUACACACCAUGUCUCGCAACUUGGUUGUCUGUAUAAAUUAAUUGCAAGGAAACUGGUUGAAGAUACAAAGAACUAACAAUUUUAAUUUUCUUUUCUUUGUUUGCAAGCGGCGAGAAAAAGCGUGUUCGGUAGCGACCUAUCGAUUAUCGAUAGUUUCGAAUCGUUGAAUUAGAGUUGAAACUAAUAAAGUGCCAAAAAAUGUUACGUUUUCUCGAAGAACAGGACGAGAAUCCAUAGAUAAAAAAGAAAGGAACGAAUAAAUUUCUGUAAAUACUUAUUUGUUUUAGGAUUAAAUUGUUCGUACGAGAAAGAAAGAAAAUGAAUACUUCGUUGUUUCGUGUUUCGUGUCUCUAUUAUUCGAGAUCGCAGGAAAGAUGACUGAUAACGGAGUGAUCUUUUUUGCGAUCUACAAAACGAUUAUUUAUUUAUAUAUGUAUAGAAACGUGUUAGCGAUAGUCGUGUUAGGUUGAUUCUAUAAGGAUCUUGAUCGUAAAUUCGACAGAUUUUGUUGUACGGUAAAUUAAUCAAUUCAGAACGAAGAGUCGCCUUCGCAAAUCAUAGAUUCACCCUCUUAUUUUCGUAUUUUCUCGAUGGGGUAGAAACGUUGCUCGCGUAUUCCACUGAAAACUAUGUACGAUUUGCGAUUCCGUGUGCUUUGUGUAUAAAACUGUAAACUUACGAAAGUAUAAUGGAAAGGAUAAUAUUAAUAGGAUGAUCGAUAACAGGAAUGAUUAUCUAAACUGACGACGAAUCGAUCGGGCCUUGUUGAUUAAAUAUUAAGCGUUUGAAAAAUUUCUAGCUGUUCAACUAGUUAAUUGUUUUCAUAUUAUUUUAUCUCUGUUGCUUACUAUCCGAAAGAAUAAUCAUCCAAGGAAAAAGAGAAAUUGAAAGAAAAGGAUUUGUAAGGGUGCAGCGAGGUUCGAUCGAGACGUCGCGUCGAUGCAAGCCGACGGCCGUGUUACAGGGUGAACGGAGGAACAACCCCUUUGCACUCGGAUAUCUUAUCCUGGAAGGAUACAUUCUUUCUCUUGCCAAUAAAUAGAAUGCUAUUCUGUGCAAGGUAUAAGAGAAGCACGUGGUGCUGGCACAGGUCGAUGAACAAGCAAGCCUGUCUGUAAAAAAUGAAACGAUUCCGAGCGGUUGGACGGGCGAACGUGAGAAGUCAUCCAAGCGCAGAGGGUUGCCCUGUCGAGCGGGUGAAAAAAUGGAAAAACUCGAGCCGGAGAAGAUGAAGAAGACGUUGCUCUUCUUCUGCGGAAACCCUGUAAAACCGGUCGAUCGCCAAAGAGUCCUCUAGUCCCCCGGUCGGAGAAAUCCGAAAACAUUAUAAUAUACACGUGUAUCCCUCUUGAUCGUCUGUUAACCCCUUACGCGUCCAAUAAAAUAUAUCGAAAAAUUUCGAACCGUCUUUCUCUUCUAAUCUUUGCACGUUUAUUAAUACUACAGGGCAUGCAAAGGAUGGAAUAAAUUAUGAUUAUGGCAAUCGCGUAAAGGGUUAACGUAACAACAACAACCUCUUUGAUCCUUGUAAUAAAACAAUCUAUACGUGUUCUACGGUAACCAUACACACACAUACACAGAUAGUCCGACAGAUUUGUAUUUUACGUUUGUUGUAAUAAAAAGAAGGGACGAAUAAUGGCCGUUACAUAAAAGUGAUUGUCGUUAGAAAGUUCAACGAAAAGGCCUUGGCCAAUCUCA